Ciona intestinalis (vase tunicate) is the source of this 1242-nucleotide messenger RNA. RefSeq lists its product as uncharacterized. The record is from RefSeq and is a predicted model, not a curated record. Lineage: Eukaryota; Metazoa; Chordata; Ascidiacea; Phlebobranchia; Cionidae.
CAAAAAAACUGUUUUAAAUAAGUCGAAAUGAUGACCACCGUACCGACUUCUCGCAGCAGCAACGUAACAGGUGUAAAGAGCUUAACAGUCACGACCAGCAGUCUGCAUGAUACUUGGAUUUAUUCCGAGUGGCUGGCAGCAGAAAUCUUAGCAAUAUUCAUGUGCGUUGUUGUAUUGUAUUUUACAAUAGCCAUGUUAUGCUGCGGGAUUUUUCAACUCAACACAAAAACAGGUAAAGAGUUAGUAUUCAGCCGGAUAUUACACGCAAUGUGUAUGUUAUGCGGUUUAUGCUGCUUGGUGUUCAAUGCGGUGCAAAUCCCAAUGAUUAGCUCAAUCUACGAACCGUAUUGCUAUUACUACGAAAAAGUUCUUGUAGUGACGUUCGGUUUGGCUGUCAUGUCGACGUAUUUGGUUCUGUGGCUUCGCAUGCUCAGUGCAUUCUAUAUGAAUCCUGUUGUAUCCUCGAACAUUCCCAAAAAGUUAAGGUACUUUGCCUUCGGUACCUGUGCAGUGAUACAGGUUAUGAUCGCAGUUUACAUUGGCGUGUUCCUUGCAACGCAGCCGUACAAAACAUUUGAAAAAGGCUGCUUAAAAGUUGGCUCCUUCGGCACUGGAAUCAUAAAAUGGGCCAUUGUCGGUACAACUACAGCUUUGGGCCAAGGAUGUUUACUGUUUUAUUUCAUUUACCCGCUGUAUAUGCACAGAAGAAACAUGCUGUCAAGUGGUAUUAACGAAAAAUCCACCAUCCCGCUGAUUAAGCGUUUAGCAUUAAUGAUGACGAUAUGCGUCGUCGUUUCCUUUCUUUGUUACCUGAUUUUGAUUGUACACACUACAAAGUACACCUACGUCAAACAUAUACUGCUAAGCAUUAUAGUGCUAGUACAUUUACUGACUGCAUACUCACAAACCUUUCCUAUGUGGAUUGGUUAUGUAGCCCCCUGUCUUAAAAAGUAUCUCCGUACUAGUGAUGCCAACAGUACCUCCCAAGCUCGUACCUCCCACACCAGCGCUGGUAACGUUGAGUUUUCUGGGCCAGUCACUCGAGUUACUAACGCUUAGCGUUUUCCAAACGUUUAUUCAUCCUUUUUUUGGUAUUGGUAAAAUACCUGCUAAAUUUAGGUAUUAAAGAUAUUUUGAUUUGAAAUAGGACAUAAAGGCAUUUUCAGUAAUAUAUAUAUAUAUAAAACUGUGGGGUAAGAUGGGAUUUUUAUAGCAUCUGAUCCUAUGUUUGCUGAUUGUGUU